Glycine soja is the source of this 2574-nucleotide messenger RNA. RefSeq names its product MACPF domain-containing protein At4g24290-like. The record is from RefSeq and is a predicted model, not a curated record. Gene Ontology annotation, biological process: regulation of salicylic acid mediated signaling pathway; plant-type hypersensitive response. Bases 485 to 2311 code for a protein of 608 amino acids. The transcript has 7 exons. Gene Ontology annotation, cellular component: plasma membrane. NCBI's taxonomy places the organism in Eukaryota, Viridiplantae, Streptophyta, Magnoliopsida, Fabales, Fabaceae.
CCAUCCCAUUGCCAUUUUCACAAUUGUACAAAAAUAUUUGCCAUUUUCACAAUAAUACCACUGACACAGUCAAACUCCAACAGUUACAUUCAACCCGUUACACCUGCAUUACAUAGCAGCUAUAGCUAUUAGUAUUAGCUAUUUCCUCUCUCCUCUUCCAAACCAAACUUAACCAAGUUACUCUUUUUUUUUUAUCUUCUCUUCCCUCAUUAAAAGCUGCGUAACGUUUACUGAUCCCAUCUUCUUCCCCGAACCUGCAAUCCACAUCUAACAAUACCAUACCCAUUUCAGCAAAAACACCAAAGCCAACACCUUUUCUGUUUUGGCCCACACCCCACAUGGCUUAGCUAACCCAUUUCAAUUGGGGUUGGUUUGUUGGUUGGCACCGUCGUAACCUUAACCAAAGCCAACACCUUUUUCACUUUCUCUCUCUCUGGUUUUUUUUUUUUUUUUUGAAUCCCUGAACUGAUUUUGCGUUGUGGAGAUGGCGGCAGAAAAGGGUGUUGAGAUGGUGGCAUUGGAGUGUUUGGGAAAAGGGUUCGAUUUGGCCAGCGAUUUUCGGUUGAGGUUCGCAAAGGGAAUUCGUGAAGAGAGGUUGGUGGUGCUUGAUGAACAGAACAAGAGGGAUAUUUUGAUUCCUGGAACUGGAGGAGUUACCAUUAAAGGGGUUUCUGAGAAUAUUCGUUGUGAUAAAGGGGAUAGAAUACGCUUCAAGUCUGAUGUACUUGAAUUCAAUCAGAUGUCUGAGUUGCUUAAUCAGAAAUCAGCAGUGCAAGGGAAAGUUCCUUCUGGCUAUUUUAAUGCGCUCUUUGAUUUGAGUGGGGAUUGGUUUCGUGAUGCUGCUGACACCAAGUACCUUGCUUUUGAUGGGUAUUUCAUUUCACUCUACUAUUUGCACCUCACUGCUUCUCCACUCAUACUGCAAGAGGAGGUAAAGAAGUCUGUUCCGGCUCGGUGGGAUCCGGCUUCGUUGUCUAGGUUCAUCCAGACAUAUGGUACACACAUAAUAGUGGGUAUGGCUGUAGGAGGUCAAGAUUUAAUCUGUGUCAAACAAAAACAUUCUUCAAAGAUUCCUCCUGGUGAUCUCAGAAGACAUUUGGAGGAUCUUGGAGAUUUUUUAUUCUCAGAUGUGAGAAGCCCUUCUUUACUACAGAGGAAGACAGCGGAUGGCAAACAAAAGGUCCCUGAGGUCUUUAACCGUGUGAUGCAAUCAAACACGAUGCAGUUCACUAGUAUUUCAGAAACAUCAAGCAAGGAUGGCCUCACUAUUAUUUGCUCAAAAAGAGGAGGAGAUAUGUUCAAGCACAGCCACUCAAAUUGGCUUCAGACAGUGCCGUCUAACCCUGAAGCAAUCCUCUUCAAGUUUGUUCCUAUUUCCUCACUUCUGACAGGAAUUCCUGGAAGUGGAUAUCUUAGUCAUGCAAUCAAUCUGUAUCUACGCUAUAAGCCUUCUCCUGGAGAUUUACAAUACUUUUUGGAGUUUCAAAUUCCAAGGCAAUGGGCACCUAUGUUUUGCGAGCUGCCUCUCAGGCAUCAGCGUAGAAAGACUGCUUCCCCUUCCCUGCAAUUUAGUUUCAUGGGUCCAAAGCUUCAUAUAAUCUCUACACAGGUGGUAAGUGAACAGAAACCUGUGGUUGGCAUGCGCUUGUACUUGGAGGGCAGGAAAUGUGACAGACUUGCUUUACAUAUAAAUCAUCUUUCAAGCCUCCCAAAUAAAAUGAUCCUCUCGUCAGGAACCUCAACCUCGAGUACACCAUCGAUGUGGCGAGGAUCUGAUGAUAAUGAAUCCAGUGAACAAUUUCUGGAACGUAUCAGAUGGAAGAGAUUCUCAAAUGUGUGCACAGCAGUUGUUAAGCAUGACCCUAACUGGUUGAUUAAUUCUGGAGGUGUUUAUAUUGUAACAGGUGCACAACUCCUUAGCAAAGGGAGCUGGCCAAGGAAUGUGCUUCAUCUACGGCUUCUCUUUACUCAUAUACCCAAUUGCAGUAUCCGGAAGUCAGAGUGGACUGCUGCACCAGAGGCUUCAAGAAAAUCUUUUCUCACAAAUUUGAGCACAACAUUUUCGUUCACUCAGCAUGGCACCACCGGUCCUCCAAAACAGGCUCCAACUGCACUUAACUCUGGAGUUUAUCCAGAUGGUCCUCCUGUGCCAGUUCGCGCCGGUAAACUACUUAAAUACGUGGAGACAGCUGAGGUCGUGCGAGGCCCACAUGAUGCUCCUGGCCAUUGGUUGGUAACAGCUGCUAAGCUUGUGACUGAUGGUGGUAAGAUUGGAUUACAAGUGAAGUUUGCAUUGUUAGAUUAUUGGUGAUUCCAGGCAACUGUUCACUCUAUUCAGGGUAUAUUGGUUGCCAUGUGUUGCUUAAAAUGGUUUUGAAACUAUAGACACUUGUAUAUAUUCUUUCUACAGGCUGUGUACAGUACAAUUACAAAAUGAGUGGCUGUUGAAAUCGGGCAAUAGAAAAUUAAAAUUUGACUAUUCUGUUAAUUCUGGAUAGUGGAUUCAUUUAAAUGUUGAGUUUUUGAAUCUUCAUAGUGAAUUAUGGGGAAAAUGGCAAAACGCAAAUUAAACCA